Molecule: messenger RNA, 4672 nt
Organism: Centropristis striata (black sea bass)
Lineage: Eukaryota; Metazoa; Chordata; Actinopteri; Perciformes; Serranidae
Gene: rasgrf2a
Product: Ras protein-specific guanine nucleotide-releasing factor 2a
Exons: 27
Coding region: 450-4286 (1278 amino acids)
Biological process (GO): positive regulation of GTPase activity; Ras protein signal transduction
Cellular component (GO): plasma membrane
Molecular function (GO): guanyl-nucleotide exchange factor activity; protein binding
Source: RefSeq, a predicted model, not a curated record
CUGCAGGCUGCAGCGACCUGUCUCUUUAAGUUGGUGUCAAAGCCGAUUAGCGCUGAUCUCCGUCGUGAUUCUGUUUUCACCGUCUGUUCCCUCGAUCUAUUUCUGUCCGCGCGCUGCUGCCGCUGCGGGACUUUAAGCUUUCUCCUCUUCGUUUGUUUGAUCUGGAGAGAAACGAGCGCUCGGGAACUCCUCAGCAAAAGUUUUGCAGCAUGGGGGCGUCGUGAGGUGUCUCCUGCUGCUGUGCUCGGUGGGGAAGCCGACAUUAGAGCUCCGGUGUGGCUGAGGGACGCGCGCUGCGCCGCGGACUCUCCAACUUCUCCGACCAUGUAAGCCUGGAUUACCUUUCUGCUACCGGAGCCAUGAACCGCUUCCUCUCUGCCGGAAGACGUGAUGUGAUGCCUCGCGUCACGGUUUGAAGUUGGCUCCAGAAUAAAUAAAAACUUAAAAAAAUGCAAAAGGGCGUCCGCUACAACGAGGGCCACGCGCUGUAUCUCUCCGUGGUCGCGCGUAAAGAGGGCUCCAAGCGCGGCUUCCUGAGCAAGAAGACCACGGAGAACAGCCGCUGGACGGAGAAGUACUUCGCGCUCUACCAGAACGUGCUCUUCUACUUUGAAAACGACCAGAGCGCGAGGCCCUCCGGGAUUUACCUGCUGGAGGGGUGCACGUGUGAGCGGGCACCUGCACCCAAAGUAUCCGGCAUCAGCAAGGAGCCCAUGGAGAAACAGCAGCACUACUUCCUGGUGAUUUUUGGCCACGAUGGACAGAAACCUUUGGAGCUGCGGACGGAGGAAGAGUCAGACUGUAACGAGUGGGUGGAGUACAUCCAGCAGGCCAGUUACUCUGACAUCAUCAUUGAGCGUGAGAUCCUGAUGCAGAAGUACAUCCACCUGGUCCAGAUCAUGGAGACGGAGAAGAUCGCAGCCAAUCAGCUUCGCACCCAGCUGGAGGACCAGGACACUGAGAUCGAGAGGCUCAAAGCUGAGAUUGUUGUGCUGAACAAAACCAAGGAGAGGCUGCAGCCCUACCAGAACAACCAAGAGGAGGAAGACCCCGACAUUAAAAAGAUCAAAAAGGUGCAGAGCUUCAUGCGUGGCUGGUUGUGCAGGAGGAAGUGGAAGAUCAUCGUCCAGGACUACAUCUGCUCUCCUCACGCUGAGAGCAUGAGGAAGAGGAACCAGAUCGUCUUCAACAUGGUGGAAGCAGAGACAGAAUACGUCCACCAGCUCUCCAUCCUGGUCAACUGCUUCCUGCGGCCGCUCCGCAUGGCCGCCAGCUCCAAGAAGCCUCCCAUCAGCCACGACGACGUCAGCACCGUAUUCCUCAACAGUGAGACCAUCAUGUUUCUGCAUGAGAUCUUCCAUCAGGGUCUGAAAGCUCGGAUCGCCAACUGGCCCACACUCGUUCUCGCCGACCUGUUCGACAUCCUGCUGCCGAUGCUGAACAUCUACCAGGAGUUUGUGCGGAACCACCAGUACAGCCUGCAGGUUCUGGCCAACUGCAAGCAGAACAGAGACUUCGACAAGCUGCUCAAACAGUACGAGUCCAACGCCGCCUGUGAGGGACGGAUGCUGGAGACGUUCCUCACUUAUCCCAUGUUCCAGAUUCCUCGCUACAUCAUCACUCUCCAUGAGCUGCUGGCUCACACGCCUCAUGAGCACGUGGAGCGAAAGAGUCUGGAGUUCGCCAAAUCCAAACUGGAGGAGCUCUCAAAGAUGAUGCACGAUGAAGUGAGCGACACAGAGAACAUCAGGAAGAAUCUGGCCAUCGAGAGGAUGAUCGUAGAGGGCUGCGACAUCCUGUUGGACACGAGUCAGACCUUCGUCAGACAAGGCUCUCUGAUCCAGCUGCCGUCCAGCAGCGAGCGAGGGAUGCUCAGUAAGGUUCGGCUCGGCUCGCUGUCUCUGAGGAAAGAAGGAGAGCGCCAGUGUUUCCUGUUCACCAAACACUUUCUCAUCUGCACACGAACAUCUGGAGGGAAGCUUCACCUGCUCAAGCAAGGAGGUACGCUGUCUCUGAUAGAGUGCACACUCAUCGAGGAACUGGACGCCAGCGAUGAGGACUAUAACGCAGCCGGUCAGGGCUUCAACCACCUGGAGUUUAAGAUCGUGGUGGAGCCUCCAGACGGUCAACCCUUCUGUGUCGUCCUUUUGGCUCCUUCCCGCCAAGAAAAGGCUGCCUGGACUAGUGACAUCAGCCAGUGCAUUGAUAACAUCCGCUGUAACGGCCUGAUGACCAGCGUGUUCGAGGAGAACUCCAAAGUGUCGGUGCCGCACAUGAUCAAAUCUGAUGCUCGACUGCACAAAGAUGACGUCGACAUUUGCUUCAGCAAGACGCUUAACUCCUGCAAAGUCCCUCAGAUCCGCUACGCCAGCGUGGAGCGGCUGCUGGAGCGGCUGACCGACCUGCGCUUCCUCUCCAUCGACUUCCUCAACACCUUCCUGCACACCUACAGGAUCUUCACCACCGCCGCCGUGGUCAUCGACAAGCUCGCCGACAUCUACAAGAAGCCGUUUACCUCCAUACCUGUCAGGUCUCUGGAGCUCUUCUUCGCCACCAACCAGGGCUCGUGGGGGACGGAUCCCUUGAACAACAAGUCCCCGAGGCUUUGCCGCAAGUUCUCCUCUCCUCCUCCUCUCACCAUCCCCUCCCGUACCUCCUCCCCCGUGCACUGCCGCAAGCUCUCCCUCAGCUCCCCCAUCAGUGGCAAAGCUGGAGUCCUGGACCUCUCCACCACCCCCACCUCCUCUGCAGCCAACUCCCCCACCUCCAGUCACUGCCCCUCCAUCUCCUCCCCUCCUCCCACCUCCACCAGGCCGCCCUCUGGCUUCUCCUCCCCUCCGCCCACCGCCACGCGCUCCCCCAGCCUCCCCCAGGCCUCCGGAGUGUCCUCGCCGCCCCCCAUCUCCACCAAGGCCCCCCUGGACCUGAGCCGCGGCCCCAGCUCCCCAGAGCUGAGCCCAGCUGCAGCGGAGGACAUCAGCGGAGAGCUGCCUCGCCUCGACGCCUUCUGUGGGAAGCUGCGGCGCAGUAUCCGCAGGGCUGUCCUGGAGUCAGUUUCUCUGGACAAGUUUCUCCCCGAGUCUCCAGCCGCCAGCGAGCCGGGCGACAUGUCUCCCUGCCGCUCCCCUUCAACGCCGCGGCAUCUCCGCUACAGACAGUCAGGAGUCUCGCCGGGGGAGAACUCUCGCUGCACGAUGUCGCCCGCUUCAGCAUUCGCCAUCGCCACCGCUGCCGCCGGACACAGCAGCUCUCAGGGUUUUACUAAUUCUGAAAAAGUUUGUGACAAAGAGUUUAUCAUCCGGAGAGCUGCUACCAACAGAGUACUGAACGUGCUGCGACACUGGGUCUCCAAACACUCUCAGGACUUUGACAUGAACAGCGAGCUGAAGAUGGGCGUGGUGUGUCUGCUGGAGGAGGUGCUGAGAGAUCCAGACCUGCUGCCACAGGAGAGGAAAGCCACGUCCAACAUUUUAAGUGCCCUUUCUCAAGAAGAACAAGACGACGCUCAGCUGAAGAUCGAGGACAUUUUACAGAUGGCGGAGAGUCCUAAAGCCGAGUGUUUCGAGUCUCUGUCAGCCAUGGAGCUGGCAGAGCAGAUCACUCUGCUGGAUCACAUCGUGUUCAGGGGGAUUCCCUACGAGGAGUUUCUGGGUCAGGGCUGGAUGAAGGUGGACAAGACGGAGAGGACUCCGUACAUCAUGAAGACCAGCCAGCACUUUAAUGACAUGAGUAACUUGGUGGCGUCUCAGAUCAUGACCCACACUGACGUGGGCUCCAGGGCGAGCUCCAUAGAGAAGUGGCUCGCCGUGGCUGAUAUCUGCCGCUGCCUCAACAACUACAACGGCGUGCUGGAGAUCACCUCGGCGCUCAACCGUAGUGCCAUCUACAGGCUGAAGAAGACCUGGGCAAAAGUCUGCAAACAGACGAAGGCGCUGAUGGACCGGCUGCAGAAGACGGUUUCAUCAGAAGGAAGGUUCAAGAACCUCAGAGAGACGCUGAAGAACUGUAAUCCUCCGUGCGUCCCGUACCUCGGCAUGUACCUCACUGACCUGGCCUUCAUCGAGGAGGGAACACCAAACUUCACCGAGGAGGGACUGGUUAACUUCUCCAAGAUGAGGAUGAUUUGUCACAUUAUCCGGGAGAUUCGUCAGUUCCAGCAAGCACCUUACAGGAUAGAGCACCAACCCAAGGUGACUCAGUUCCUCCUGGAUAAGACUCUAGUGAUGGAUGAAGACACGCUCUACGAGCUCUCCCUGAAGAUCGAGCCCCGAGUUCCUCCUGGCUAACACUCAAAAAUAUCCAUCUUAUAAAAACGAAUCAUGAAUUCACACAACUUGAGAUUCUUUCUUAAUAAAGCAGGGGUUGUUUUGUGAAAACGCCACCACUUAUCAUGCUUCGGAAACUCAGGAGAAAAGGUGCCUUGUUGUAUGAAAAUGAAUAUCUGACGUCUAUAUUUAGUGAACAGAAUGAACUGAAUACAACUCUGCCAUAUAAUCGAACAGUGAUGACUGUAGAAACAACCAUGUUAGCUCCUCAACAUGGCACUAGAAAGUAACCAGUUGCUGCUAUCAUCAUACCAAACAAUCUGCCUCUGUAGUCUUGCACAUAAACACCAUAAGAUUAAUUUUACAUUAUUUGUAUGAUUGCGGCCGGAUAUUAACCCUUUAUCAGG